Dovyalis caffra is the source of this 1050-nucleotide messenger RNA. The record is from the annotation of a GenBank genome assembly. NCBI's taxonomy places the organism in Eukaryota, Viridiplantae, Streptophyta, Magnoliopsida, Malpighiales, Salicaceae.
AUGUCUAGUACCUCUCUUCUUCUGAUUUCAUCCCUCUUUCUGGCUUCUUGGUUUUGCGCAACUGAAGCGCAAAGCACUAUUCCUAUAGUGAAUGGUCUGUCAUGGACAUUCUACAAGUCUAGCUGUCCUAAGGUUGAAUCCAUUAUAAGGAAAGAGCUUGAAAAAGUGUUCAAGAAGGAUAUCGGCCAAGCUGCUGGCUUGCUUCGUCUCCACUUCCAUGACUGCUUUGUUCAGGGAUGCGAUGGUUCCGUGCUGCUUGAUGGAUCAGCGAGUGGUCCAAGCGAGCAGGACGCACCUCCCAACCUGACUUUGAGAGCAAAGGCAUUUGAGAUCAUUGACGACCUACGCGAGCGGGUGCACAAGGCUUGCGGCCGUGUCGUUUCUUGUUCUGAUAUUCUUGCAAUUGCAGCCCGUGACUCUGUUUUCCUGUCUGGGGGUCCAGAUUAUGUCAUUCCCCUGGGAAGGCGAGACGGUCUGAACUUCGCAACACGAAAUGAAACGUUGAACAACCUGCCUCCACCCUUUGCUAACGCCGACACCAUUCUCUCAUCCCUCGCCACCAAAAAUUUUGAUGCCACCGACGUGGUAGCCCUCUCCGGCGGCCAUACCAUUGGUAUUAGUCACUGCAGCUCUUUCACUGACCGCCUCUAUCCGACCCAAGAUCCCACCAUGGACAAAACCUUUGCCAACAAUCUCAAGGGAGUUUGCCCUAGAAGUGAUUCCAACAACACUACCGUGUUGGAUAUUAGGACCCCUAAUAAAUUUGACAACAAGUACUAUGUGGAUCUGAUGAACCGCCAAGGCCUGUUUACCUCAGACCAGGACCUGUACACGAACAAGAAGACAAGGGGCAUUGUCACUAGCUUUGCUGUUAAUCAAACUUUGUUCUUUGAGAAGUUUGUGCUUGCAAUGAUCAAAAUGUCGCAGCUGAAAGUAGUGACUGGAAAUCAAGGAGAAAUUCGCUCCCGUUGCUCGGUAAGAAAUUCAGGCUACAGCUACUUGGGGUCUGUGGUGGAAGAGGGUUUCGAGACACUGUCGGAAUUAAUUUAA